Messenger RNA from Anneissia japonica, 661 nucleotides. Its product is annotated as cholesterol side-chain cleavage enzyme, mitochondrial-like. The record is from RefSeq and is a predicted model, not a curated record. Lineage: Eukaryota; Metazoa; Echinodermata; Crinoidea; Comatulida; Comatulidae. Gene Ontology annotation, biological process: glucocorticoid biosynthetic process; cholesterol metabolic process; cortisol metabolic process. The transcript has 2 exons. Gene Ontology annotation, molecular function: heme binding; iron ion binding; monooxygenase activity. Gene Ontology annotation, cellular component: mitochondrial inner membrane. Bases 191 to 646 code for a protein of 151 amino acids.
CACUGCAGAGGAGACAGACAGGGUGACAAGGGAGCUAGCAUUAUUUGGUGGGCGUUGAGGCCUGCACACCCCAGAGACAUUUCACUGUCUAUAAACACUGUUGUAUAAUUGUCACUGUCACUAAACUAAUUUGAUUUUUGCUUUUACCUUUGACAUAAUUCAUUGAUACUAUUUUCAUUUUUAUUGAAGGAUGUCACUGCUUCGGUACGCCAACAACCCCAGCAGGUACAAACUAGUGGCAACCACAUCCACACAAUUGAUCAGAAGGUUUCUACACCUAGAAAAUGGACCAGUCUGGACUGCUGCAAAGCCAGAGACUCAAGGUAGACAAGAAAAAGUGAAAGCAUUUGAUGAAAUGCCAACAAGAAAUUCAAAUGUGUUACAAAGUGUUUACGAUGCAUUUUUUUACAUGAGACGAAAGGGAUACUUUUCCAGGCCAGAUCUACUUGUUCAAGAGAAUGUUGAUAAAUACGGUCCAGUUAUGCGGAACUUGCUGGGAAAUGAAUUUGUAGUGCAAAUUGUGGAUCCUAAGUUUGUUGAGAAAGUGUUCCGUGCAGAAGGAAAGUAUCCAGAACGUAUGGAAAUAAAACCCUGGAAAGAUUAUAGACUGACAAGGAAUAUUCCUUUAGGGUUAUUUCUAAAGUAAGUGUUAAUGUUGUUA